Messenger RNA from Chenopodium quinoa (quinoa), 2300 nucleotides. Its product is annotated as protein IQ-DOMAIN 31-like. The transcript is spliced from 7 exons. Gene Ontology annotation, molecular function: protein binding. Lineage: Eukaryota; Viridiplantae; Streptophyta; Magnoliopsida; Caryophyllales; Amaranthaceae. The record is from RefSeq and is a predicted model, not a curated record. Bases 171 to 1985 code for a protein of 604 amino acids.
AAAAAAAUUAAAAAAAUUAAAAUUUUUGGAGGGUAUAUUUCAGUGUUUCAGUACAGAGUAGCAGUAGUAAUGAUCUGCUACAUCACCUUCGCUUAAACUCCCAAGAUAUUAUGCGCUGAAGUGAUAUCUUGUGCUGAAGGUUUUGUUAAGUCAAUUUUGGCCUCUCAACAAUGGGGAAAUCACCUGGAAAGUGGAUAAAGACUGUAAUUUUUGGGAAGAAACCAUCCAAAUCCAAUUUUGCCAAGGGUAAAGAGAAAUCCACCAACGAGAAAGAGGUGCAUGUUCGUGUUAGGGCUCCUGAAACUGAAUCAACUGAUAAUGAUGCUAAUCCUCCAGAGGUAUCAAGUGCUGCUAUAGAUGCAGUUCAUGUGGAUGACCAAAAUUUAAGCUCAGAGUACGAGGAGUCUUCUCUUGGCCAGGCAGAUGGGGAUAUACCAGUAUCUGGAGAUCAAUGCACUGAUCCAAAACCGACAGAGGAAACAGAUAUGUUAACUGACGAGGAGAGAAUAGAGUUAGAAAUGGCUGCAACUAAGACACAGGCUGCUUUUAGGGGCUAUCUGGCUCGACGUGCAUUCAAGGCCCUGAAAGGCAUUAUAAGGCUUCAGGCUCUUAUUCGUGGACAUUUGGUGAGGAGACAAGCUGUUUCAACCUUGUAUUGCAUUAUAGGAGUUGUCAAGCUGCAAGCGCUUGUUCGUGGAUUAAAAAUUAGGUGUUCUGAUGCUGGCCUUGAAGUCCAGAAAGUCUGUAUAGUGAAGCCUCUGGAUGGCAAAGUUGGGGUUCAUGGAGACAUGUCUGCUGGCACCUCAAGCUUGUCAGUGAAUGCAUUUACAAAAAAACUUCUAGCUCCAUCACCUGCAGUGAUGGCUCUGCGAGUCCAAUAUGAUGUGACAGAUUCAAAUUCAGUCCAGAAUUGGUUGGAAAGAUGGUCAAUAUCCUGCCCUUGGAAACCAGUCUCUCCCCCUAAGAAAGUCACUAACUCAAAGGUCCAGAAAAAGCAAGGGAACUCACUGGCCAUUGAUGGGGAUACAGGUAGGCCUAAGCGCAGUGUUCGCAAGGUUCCUUCUCUUUAUGAUAAUGUGUCAGCUCAGACCACCUCUGAAAUAGAGAAACCACGGCGAAAUCUGAAGAAAGUUGUAAGCCAGCCAGCAGAUUCUGUACAAGAUAAUCCGCAGUUCGAGCUUGAGAAGGUUAAACGUAGCCUUAGAAAAGUUCACAACCCUGUGUCUGAAACCCCUGGUCAGCCUCAGACUGAGAUAAUUGAGAAGCCAGUUCAGAUCCAAGGGAAAGUAACUGCAUCCGUUGUACAGGCUCGGACAGAGGUAAUUGAGAAGCCAGUUCAGAGCCAAGGGAAAGUAACUGCAUCCAUUGUACAGGACGUUUCGGUUCCAAAUGAGGUCAAUGUUGUUCAGAAUACCAAAGAAGAGACCAGCAUGACUGUUAAGGAAGAGCCUAUUGUUUAUUCUAAGCCAGACGAAGAGGAGACAACUGAGGAGCCGUUAGAGACAAGUCAGUCUGCUGAAUUCUCAAACGAUGAUGGAACCCUGGUCAAAUCAGAGUCUUUUGAGAAUGACAAGGAUGAAAAUACUCCUGUGCCAAAUGGUGUCUUGAAAACUAAGGAGGAUUCCGCAUCAAACGAAAAUCAGAAAUCCAAUAGGAGGGCUUCUUUUCCCGCAAAACAGGAGCAUGAGGAUGGCUUGCAGAAUACUCCGAAGCUUCCUAGCUAUAUGCAAGCUACCCAAUCUGCCAAGGCAAAGUUAAGAGCACAGGGAUCCCCUAAAAUUGUACAAGAUGAAGCUGAGAAAAACAAUGCGACCAGACGUCAUUCACUCCCAUCUGCACCAAAUGGGAAAGUCAGCUCAGUGUCACCAAGGACACAGAAACCGCUUCAAGGUAGUGGUGGAAAGAGUGGAAACAAAACUGAGAAAUCUUUGUUAUCUUCUAGAGAUGGAAGUGCGAAGUCUGGCCAAGCACAAUGGCGAAGGUGAUGGCAUUGCGGACAUGACUCAGGUUCAAUCAUGGUCAAGGUUAAAGUUUCUUUGCAGUUUGUGAUGUGGCCCUUAGUUAUGUUGUUAUUUAGGUUAAGAACUUACUGGGACUUACUAAUAUAUUUGGUGUGGAUACCAUAGCAGCUUUCUUGUGUAAGUUGGGUGCCUUUUGAGUGAAUGUAAAUUGCAGGCUUCACUGUUUUCAUUCUGCCUAGUAAAUUUAGCUUUAUGAACUAUGUUGUCUUGUCUCAUUGUGGAAUUUGCAGUAUUAAGGUUGUGUAUAGUCUAUACUCUUUCGAGUUCGUUCUUCCUCCA